AUGGCACAUAUGCAAGCUAACUUUUGUAGUCAUUCUAGCUUUGGUAGCCAUUCUAGAGUCAAUACCAUAGAAGUUGAGGCACCAAUUGACACUGCUCCAGAAAUUGAGGCACCGAUGGACAUUACUCCAGAUGUUGAGGCACCAAUUAACACUACUCCAGAAGUUGAGGUACUGAUGGACACUACUCCAGAAGUUGAGGCACCUGUUCACACUAAUGUUAAGUGCAAAUUAUACAUUGGGCAAGGUGGUGAUGUUGUGGCUCUUGGACAGGUGGUGGCUACCAAAGGCAAUGUACAUGGGAAAAGUUUAGCACCUGGUAACUAUCGCGUGGUUGUUGAUAGAUGUCUAGAUGGGAGUGCAAAACUACCUGUCUCAGUUGGGGAUGAGAUGACUCUUGUGGUUCAUGCGGUCAACAGUUAUGUUGCUUGGCCAUCGCAUCUGAUUAUUACUUAUGAUCAUGAACAGGAACCCAAGAGACUAAAGAGAAAGAGGAUUUCAGCAGCUUGUCCGCCAACACAAGACCUAAAACAUCCUCCACAACAUCUUCCCACUACUCAAGAAGAGGCAGGAUCAAGUAUGGCUAAUAAGUCACCGAUUAUCUUCAAGGUUCCCACUGGACUUCCCAUGUUUUUGAAGAUACUUCUGGGUUCAGUUAAGUACGUAGAACCAAGAUUCAUGAUUGACAUUCUUAUGGAGACCAAUAUUAUGGGCGAACAAUAUACCUUCUAUAUCUCACAUGAGAAUAUAGUACAAUUUGGACUUAUGGAAGAAAUCGGCGCGUCUUGCAUUUCAUUCUAUAUCAAAGAGAUAUCACACUUUUUUGGUUUCAUUGAGCCAUCGUGGUCAUUGAGAAUUGGGACAAAUAUGGAUAAUCAGGCUGAAAUUAUCUCAGAGCGUAUCAAUAACACAACGUCACUGGAUUGUGGUGGAAAGAAUACAUAUACACUUGGCGAAAUUAAUGAAAGUCGAAAUGAAUGGGCAGCCAAGCUUCUUGAGCGGAUGAGUCAUAGCUAG
This is a messenger RNA of Humulus lupulus (European hop), 1014 nucleotides long. RefSeq lists its product as uncharacterized. NCBI's taxonomy places the organism in Eukaryota, Viridiplantae, Streptophyta, Magnoliopsida, Rosales, Cannabaceae. The record is from RefSeq and is a predicted model, not a curated record. The transcript is spliced from 6 exons. The coding region runs from base 1 to 1014 and encodes 337 amino acids.